Frankliniella occidentalis (western flower thrips) is the source of this 3448-nucleotide messenger RNA. RefSeq names its product conserved oligomeric Golgi complex subunit 7 (gene Cog7). The coding region runs from base 1130 to 3325 and encodes 731 amino acids. The record is from RefSeq and is a predicted model, not a curated record. Lineage: Eukaryota; Metazoa; Arthropoda; Insecta; Thysanoptera; Thripidae. The transcript has 13 exons. Gene Ontology annotation, cellular component: COG complex. Gene Ontology annotation, biological process: retrograde vesicle-mediated transport, Golgi to endoplasmic reticulum; intracellular protein transport; Golgi organization.
AGGUACAAUUUUAUGACGAUCAUAUUUAUUUUGCUUUGAACUGGGCAAAAGAAAAUGUGGGCUUGGCUUCACUUCUUUGUGCAACACUUGAAAAUGUAGUUUAGGUACACUGUCACAGCAGCUGACGUACAAAGUAAAGUUAUUUUGCACUUCGCUCUAUCUUUUCAUGCAGGUUCUCAUGUGCCCAGUUCUCUAUGAGAUUAUACCUUAUUUGUUCUUACUUAGAACUACAGAACUUUAGUUCUACGUGUUAUCCUUAGCCAGGAUUUAAAAAUCUCUAAACUAGUUAGGAAGCAGAAAAACGCGCUGAGAAUGGCUUGUUAGGAUAAAAGAUAACGAAAAGUUUCAUUGAACGCCUUCCUUUGAAGUUAAAUAGUAUUUUAACUGUUACAUCUCUGUACGCAUAUGCUUUGCAUGCAUUCUUGGCCAUGAACUCUGAACUUCUACCUCUCAUUUAUACUAUACUGGGACUACGAAGCUGAAAGCUUCAUUCAAGAUAUGAGUUAUGACAUUUUAUCAUAUUUAGACCAGUCUAUCUUAUGUCUUAUGUGAAUUACCUGACACAUAUUUUUAUAACGGUCUCAAUGUGUAAAUUCUACAAAUGUUUUCGCCUCCUUAAUCAAAAAGAUAUUUUCUUAAAUUUUAGAAUUGUACUUAAAGGUAUUAAUCUGUGCAUCUAACACAUUGUUUAUAUUGUUUUUUCUGUGAUCUUAUGUAAUGCAAUGACCUCUCUUGUACAAUGCAAGAAAAUAAAAUGGAUUAUGAUUUCUGAAACCUUGUAUUUGGAAACUUUCCACAAAACAAAGUUCUGCUUGUUGUUGUGCUUUAUUCACACCGGGAGAAUAUGACUAUUCGCACUAACGGCAGAGCGGUAUACCGAACACCCGUAUUCUUAGGACGACUGGAUAGACCCAUAAAUUUCGCAUAUGGAAGUUUCAUCAGGAAUGAGAAAUCUAUAUACCAGUUUUGUUUGUUGUUGUGGUCGUGGCUUCAGCAAGUGACAGGUCCCACUAAUCUUUAAUUUGCUUGUCAAAAUUUAUUUUGAUAUUGCAUUAUUUUGGCUGUUUUCAUUUCUCUUCGUUUAAUCUCUGUUCCUGUCUCAUUGUGUUUUAGUUUUAAAACUCUCAUAAUGGAUAUGUCAGCAUUUUCUGAUGACAAUUUUGAUGCCAAAGACUGGAUAAAUGCAACAUUUCGCACACCAGAAGUGAAAGACAACAGAGAUGCAUUUGUAUCAUCGUUGGUCAUGAAGUUACAACUCUAUGUUCAACAAGUCAACAGUGCUCUCGAGGAAACAAGUCAACAGGUCUUACAAAGCUUACCAAGAGUCAUGCGAGACACAGAUGUUCUUCAGCAAGAGACCUUGUUGCUGCGCGAAAAAAUGAAAACUGUCAGAGAAGAGAUGUCCAAGGUGCAAAGUGACACUGGAGAGUCACUAGCAACUUUGGAGCACAUUGAUCAGCUGAAAAUGAGACUUCAAAAAGCCAAGCAAGCUUUGCAUGAGGCUGACAAUUGGUCUUUGCUGGCUGCUGACCUAGAAGAGGUAUUUGAAUCAGGGGAUAUUGAAAACAUGUCAUCAAGGUUGACUAAAAUGCAACAAUCACUGGGAGCUUUGACUAGUGUUCCUGACUACGAAGAGCGUCGAUUACAGCUGGAAGGAUUAAAGAACCGACUAGAAGCUAUUGCAAGCCCCCGACUAGUUCAAGCAUUUACUUCUGGGUCCAUAGAGCAAUCCAGGCUACAUGUUCGUAUUUUUGUAGACAUGGAUCGAUUGUCUCAGUUGCUUAAAUAUUACCAUAAAUGUCAGAAAGGCAUUCUUCUUCAGCAAUGGCGAGGACUUAUUGAAGUCGAACAAGAUGAAGGAGCUAUUCAUCUCCUGAAGUCAUGCUAUGAAAUGUUCAUCACUGCUUGGAAUGAUCAGGUCAAGUGGUGUAGCCAAGUUUUUACAACUGUUUCACCUGCUGUAAUAUUAGUUGAAUUGUUUGCGGAUACACUUUCUUCAUUAGAACCCAGUCUAAAUACAUAUUUUGAUUCUGCAAUGAAGGAAGAAACAGACCCUUUGUCUUUACUAUUGGAACAAAGUCAAUGUACUCAGCACUUCCUCUCCAAUCUUCAAGCCGCCAUUGAAGCAUCAUGCCAAGGGAAAUGUACUGUGUCUGAUGAUAAAUUACUCGCUCUUGCACAAUCUGUGUACCGUCCUUGGAUUCCAUAUAUCAAACAGUAUUCAAAACUUGAGUCUGAGAAUCUUAAGAAGCAAAUAUCUCCAAACCUCACAACUCAAGAAGAUCUUGCAGAGACUGUGCAAGCUAUAGGAUUAUCAGUCACAAGUGCUGUUGGAUUUGUGAUAGAUGCACAAAAGCGCUGUCUCAGGUUGAGCCAUGGGUGUGCAUACAUUGGUCUUCUCAAAGCAAUAAAGUCUUACUUCACCACAUACCUGGAUCAAUUCCAAACUGCCCUUAAGAGGCUAGACAAGCAGAAAGGGAAUGCUGAGGACUGGAAUAUGUUUCAAAUGUGUCUCACUCUUCUUCAGAGCGUGGGCCAGCUAUUGAGUGAAAUCCGCCAUCUUGAUAAAGAACUCCUGCAAAGUAUUUUAAAUAUUUCUAAAGUAUCACCAAACGGUAAAUAUAGUUCCUUCUCAAAUUUUAAAUUCUUGCUUCUGGAUGAAGUUGGUCAAAAAGAAUUUGAUCUCCUGUGCAAAUCAUUUCAAGAUGGCGGGGAAGAUAUUGUUCUAAAAUCAAUAUUAUCUGCUAUUGAAAAAUUAUGUGGAGAUGUGCAUCGCACAACAUUUGCUGUGAUUCUUGCUCCUAUAAUAGUGCAGUUAAAUCUAGUCCAAAGUGCACCAGCUUGGUGUGCAUCUGUUAGUAAAUCUCCAGCCCUAACUCUAGAUUUACCAGACUACAGCUUUGCACCUCAAGAAUAUAUCACCCAGGUUGGUCAAUACCUCAUGACUUUGCCCCAACACCUUGAGCCUUUCCUCUUGAGAGACAACCCAGCCCUCACCUUAGCGCUAAGUGUGGCUGUGUCUGAUAUAGUUGGAGGAAGUGCAGACUUACUGCUAGCUGGCGUUGCACGUACAACUUGUUUAACGUAUUGUGAUCGUAUUUUGGGCAUCUCUCAGCUCAGUGCGAGUGCUUGCAAACAACUUGCAACUGACAUUGAUUACCUUGGCAAUGUCUUAGAGGACUUGGGUCUCUGCAUAUCAGAUCAGCUGUCUCAACUAUCCACUCUCUUACGCAUUCCUGCCGAUGACUAUCAAGCCCAAAGCUCUGGUUGUCAGCCAAAGCUUGUCGCUGCAGUGCGCCAAAUGCGUGAAAUCACAACCAGCUAAUACUUUCUUACUAUGAAAUAGAAAUAAUGGAAUUUUGUGAUAUUUCAUAAUAUAUUAAAUAAAUAAUUACAUGUACACAUAUAGAUAUGGUGAAAAAUAAAAGAUCAAUUAUGCAAUAAUUUA